AUGGCCGAGUAUGAUCUUACAAAGACAAUAAGUCAGUAUCUGGAUCGGCAUCUUGUCGUCCCGUUGCUUGAGUACCUUUCAGUUAAAUCGAUUUACGAUAAUGACUCCAUUUUGCGGAGUAAACUUGAUCUUUUAAUGAAAACCUCAAUGGUCGACUUCACUUGUCUCACAUACAGACUGCUUCAUAAGGUUGAGGAUGUGCCAGAGGAGCUAAUUAAAAAACGUCAAGACACCCUUGAUCUCAUUCGGGUUAUGGAGGAGAAGAUGGCACCAAUCGACAAGAUUUUCAGCACCGAAACUAUGAAGGAAAUGGUGCAGUGUAAGGUAGCCAAGGAGCUCUUCCAAAACUUGGAGGCUAAAUACGGCUUUAAACCAGAAAUGCUGGACGACAUGUUCGAGGCGGCUAGGAUCUUCUAUGACAGUGGCCUUUAUGAUACGGCUUCAGAUUACCUUCGUAUCAUUCGUCAACUUGUAAGUCCAACAGACAAGAGGCAUCUUCAUGCCUGCUGGGGGCGCUUGGCGGCUGAAAUACUGGUUCAAAACUGGGAUGAAGCGCUAGAUGACGUUGAGAAACUCAAGGAUGCGAUUGACUGUCAGAGCGACGAUAGACUCCGACCUUCUGCUGAAACUUACCUGUUCCAGCUCCAGCAACGGACAUGGCUCUUGCAUUGGUCACUCUUCGUUUUCUUUAAUCACGUUCAAGGAAAAGAAAAGUUGAUAGAUUUCUUUCUGAAUAACCCAAAUCAUCUUAAUGCAAUUCAAACACUGACACCGCAUCUUCUUCGCUAUCUGGCCGUCUGCGUUGUGGUGAGCAACGAUAAGAGGAAAAAGAAUCAGCUGCGCGAAGUAGUUCAUCUAAUUCAGCAGGAGUCGUACUGCUACAAAGACCCUAUAACUGAAUUCUUAGCUUGUCUCUACGUCAAGUUCGAUUUUGAUGGAGCUCAGCAGCAGUUGAAAAUCUGCGAGACUGUCAUUCCAAAUGACUUUUUCCUAACGGGUUGCUACGAGGAUUUCAUGGAGAAUGGUCGAUUGUUGAUGUUUGAGACCUUCUGCCGCAUUCACAAUUGCGUUGGAAUCAAAAUGUUAGCUGAAAAGCUGAACAUGAAUGUUGAUGACGCCGAGAGCUGGAUUGUCAAUUUGAUUCGAAACGCUGAAAUGGAUGCGAAGAUCGACUCCAAAAAGGGUCUCGUGUUCAUGGGAACGCAUACCGUAUCACCUUAUCAACAGGUAGUUGAAAAAACCAUAAACGGUGCCUUCACUGCCCACAAAUUACUCGACAGGCUCAAGAACUCGAAGGUGGACGCUGAAAGUUGGAGCGCCACAUCCAGGGCCUGA
Messenger RNA from Hydatigera taeniaeformis, 1335 nucleotides. The record is from the annotation of a GenBank genome assembly. Lineage: Eukaryota; Metazoa; Platyhelminthes; Cestoda; Cyclophyllidea; Taeniidae.